AGCAUAAAGCGGACAUCAUGGUGUGCAAGUGGAACGCGUCCAACCAGCUGGAGAGCUUCGGCUACUGCUACUGGGACAUCCACGGCUGGUUCAGCCUCAUCAUCUGCAUUUACGGAGUCAUCACCAACAUCAUCAACAUCAUGGUCCUUACCAAGAAAUCAAUGUUAAACUCGAUCAACCUCAUCUUAACGGGCAUAGCAGUUUCGGACCUCGUCACCAUGCUGUCGUAUAUUCCGUUUGCCAUCCACUUCUACCUGAUGAACGACCUGUCUGUCACGCCUCAGCGUUACUCCUACGGCUGGACCAUCUUCAUGGCCGUCCACAUCAACCUCACCCUCACCACCCACACGGUGUCUAUCUGGCUGGCUGUCAUCAUGGCAAUUCUAAGGUACAUUUUCGUCCGACCAACUUCAAGAGGAUCCAAAACUCUGGACAACCAUUCUACGUUCCUUGUCAUCAUAUUCUCGUAUAUAGGGUCCGCGGUUCUCAUUGUUCCCAACUGUAUUACGACGGGGAUAAAGGAGACGUUCAGCCCAACCUUCAACGCCUCUCUGUACAGACUCAACCCACCAGCUAUUGGGAAGAACGAUACGGAUGUAAUGGCUCUGGUGAAUUUCUGGCUUUACCCAGUUGCUGGGAAGAUGAUUCCAAUAGUAUUGAUAUCCAUAUUUGGCGGUCUUUUACUCCACACGCUACGGGAGACGGACAAGAGAGGUCGAAGACUCAAGGGCGGAAAUUACGGUUCACAACACAAGGCUCAUAGACGUACAACGAUAAUGCUACUGGCAGUCAUAGUCAUGUAUAUUUUGUCAGAGGUGCCACAGGCUAUUCUCGUUAUUCUCAGCGCAUGCGUGGAUGGAUUCUUCGUCCAGGUGUACGCACCCCUUAGUGACCUGAUAGAUUCUGUUGCUCUCAUUAACAGUGCCGUGAACUUUGUCAUGUACUGCACAAUGAGCACCCAGUUCAGGCGUUGUCUGAUGGAAAUGAUCCACAAGUGGCUACAGCUGAUUCGGGAGAAGAGCAAAGUGGCCUGGCCUAACAAAGAAUCAACGGAGGCAACGUUCGUAUGAAACAUGCUAUCUCAGGACCUAGGGCAAACUCUUAAUCAAUAACGAGUCCGUGUGCACGAAUAAUCUUGUCCACCGGGGUUCGCCUAGUGUUGCAUGUGCCUAUAUGAGAUACAGCGCUAGUCCAGUGUAAAUAUCAUCAAUGACACGACCAUGGUUCGUGGUGUUUGUACAUACAGUCGUUAACACUGUGAUAGAUAUACAUGUGUUGUUGGUCGUAUAGCAACCAAAGAUACCAGUAUGUGAAUUGUCGAGGUUCGUGUAAACGUCGUAAUUAUGUGUUUUAGAGACUGUGUGUGAUUUGUGCCUAUGAACCUACAAUACCCCAACACACUCACAGAUACAUCCACACACAAACACACACAUCCCAUUACGUACCCUUCAGUACAUAGCUCUGUUUUCAAUAUAUGUCAAAUGUUUAUAACAGGGUGAAAAGCCGGUUCUGCAUAAUCCUCCAUUCCGUGUAUGCAAUUAACGUCUGUUUUCACAUGGUGUCAUCUGUCAUCCACGUGAUGCAUCGGUGUCAUUUGUAUCACACGUGGUAAAUUGGUGUUAUCUGUUACACACGUGGUGUUUUGGUGUCAUUUGUCAUCCACGUGGUAUAUUGGUGUCAUCUGUCAUCCGCGUGGUGUAUUGGUGUCACCUGUCAUCCACGUGGUAUAUUAGUGUCAUCUGUCACACACGUGGUGUAUUAUGCCAUCCGUCAUCCACGCGGUAUAUUGGUGUCAUCUGUCAUCCGCGUGGUGCAUUGGUGUCACCUGUCAUCCACGUGGUAUAUUGGUGUCAUCUGUCACACACGUGGUGUAUUGGUGUCAUCUGUCAUCCGCGUGGUGCACUGGUAUCACCUGUCAUCCACGUGGUAUAUUGGUGUCAUCUGUCACACACGUGGUGUAUUGACGCCAUCUGUUAUCCACGUGGUUUACUGGUGUCAUCUGUCAUCCACGUGGUGUAUUGGUGUCAUCAGUCACACUUGGCGUAUGGUUGUCAUCUGUGGCACAUGUUGUGUAUUGGUGUCAUCUGUCACACACGUUAUAUUCACUGUAUGUAUAUCUAUGACUAUCCACACAUGAGAUGCACAUGUGAUGUAUACACCGUUACACAUGCACGUGAUCGGGUACACACACCACAUUUGGAUGUCACACCCCUGAUAUAGGCAGUUCCCAUAUGUACACAAACGUGAUUUCAACACACAGUUCACGUGUGUGCUGUGUCCCAGGUUUUGCUAUUUCACCCACAUGAUCUGUCAUGUGACCUACUACAGUAGGUACGGUUAUUUCGAAAUAACGGAUGUAACAAACUGUUUUUGGUUACACCCACUUUUUGUAUAUUAUACCCGAACUCGAACAACAAACUACUGUUAUAGCGCACUAAGACAGUAGUUCCUUUGAGUUCGUUAUAACUGUGGUUUACUGUCAGUACCCUUAUUCCCAUGUUUGUGUCGAAUACUAUAAAUGUGUGUAUCAAUUCCAUGAAUUUAUUAUGUAAAUG
This is a messenger RNA of Haliotis rubra (blacklip abalone), 2555 nucleotides long. RefSeq names its product G-protein coupled receptor dmsr-1-like. Gene Ontology annotation, biological process: G protein-coupled receptor signaling pathway. NCBI's taxonomy places the organism in Eukaryota, Metazoa, Mollusca, Gastropoda, Lepetellida, Haliotidae. Gene Ontology annotation, molecular function: G protein-coupled peptide receptor activity. The coding region runs from base 18 to 1070 and encodes 350 amino acids. Gene Ontology annotation, cellular component: membrane. The record is from RefSeq and is a predicted model, not a curated record. The transcript has a single exon.